AAGAGUAAUAGAGACAUAUGUUGUUCAUUGGGGUUACAAAGCUUUUGAAGUUGAAGGCAUCUCGAGAGAGAGAGAGAGAGACAAAGAGAGCUCUAUGGAGAAGAAACUGCUUCCGCCUAAAGGGAUUCUCAAGAGCGAGGCUCUCAAAAAGUACAUCUUUGAAACGACGGCGUAUCCUAGAGAGCAUGAACAACUCAAGAAAUUACGUGAAGCUACGGUCCUCAAGUAUGGCAAUUUAAGCGAGAUGGAGGUGCCGGUGGAUGAGGGGCAUUUCCUAUCGAUGCUUAUAAAGAUAAUGAAUGCCAAAAAGACGAUAGAGCUUGGUGUUUUCACCGGUUAUUCGUUACUCACAACUGCCCUUGCAUUGCCUCAUGAUGGACAUAUUACUGCAAUAGACAUUGAUAAAGAAGCUUACGAGGUGGGACUAGAGUUCAUCAAAAAUGCAGGUGUUGAUCAUAAGAUCAAUUUCAUCCAAUCUGAUUGUCUUCAGGCCUUAGACAAGAUGUUGAGUGAGAAUCCAAAACCAGAGUUUGAUUUCGCAUUUGUUGAUGCUGAUAAACCAAACUAUGCAAACAUGCACGAGAGACUAAUGAAGCUGGUGAAGGUAGGAGGAAUCAUAGCGUUUGAUAACACAUUGUGGUUCGGGUUUGUGGCGGAGAAAGAGGAAAACGUGCCAGAGCACAUGAGGAUGAACAGAAAAGCCUUUUUGGACUUGAACAAGCAGCUCGCUGCUGAUCCUCGCAUCGAGCUCUCUCAAGUCUCCAUUGGUGAUGGUGUCACUCUCUGUAGACGCCUUGUAUGAUUAAGAGACUCAUCAAAAUAUCAAAUGUUUCUUGGUUUUGUUUGGUUUGGGAUUUGAAUUGUCGAGUGCUUGUUGUGAUGUGAUUUGAUCACAUAUAUAAAAAUCGUAUAUCAUA
This is a messenger RNA of Arabidopsis lyrata subsp. lyrata, 917 nucleotides long. Its product is annotated as putative caffeoyl-CoA O-methyltransferase At1g67980. Gene Ontology annotation, molecular function: O-methyltransferase activity; S-adenosylmethionine-dependent methyltransferase activity. The coding region runs from base 95 to 802 and encodes 235 amino acids. The transcript is spliced from 5 exons. NCBI's taxonomy places the organism in Eukaryota, Viridiplantae, Streptophyta, Magnoliopsida, Brassicales, Brassicaceae. The record is from RefSeq and is a predicted model, not a curated record.